UAGGUCUCUAACAUAUUGACUUUGUCCUUUUUCGUUCAACUUUUCAAGGCAAGAUAAUCUGAUCAAUUGUUGGGAAAAAUUAGCCUUCUUCAUUUUCUCUCUCUAUCCUUCUUGUGUGAUCAGUGUGUGUGAAAAUGUCUAGCAUGUUUACUGCUCUGCUUUCUGCAAGGAGGAGAAGGUUUCAUCAAAGUAGUGGAUUAUUCUUGGAUACUCCUUCAAGUACCUCUGCUACAAAGCAGAGAAGUGCACCAGACCAGGCUUCUUACAGAGAUGAUGAGGAACUAGGUGAAAUUGCCAGUGAAGCCAGGCAAAGAUUGGACAAGAAGCUGAUUGCACAAAGGUUUAACAUUAAUAGACAAAAAAGGCCAAAGAAAGAGUGCAAUUUGCUGAAAAGUGGAUCAAAGAAGUUAAAUUGGGCAAAGCUAAAACCAAAGGCUAAACAACGUAAUUGUGUCAUUUGCUUGGAACCAUUUGAUGGUGGAGGUAACCUAAUGCAAUUGCCUUGUGCCCACAAAUUCCAUUCCAAGUGUUUGGUACCAUGGCUAGAAUCUAAUGCACAUUGUCCAUGUUGUAGAAUGAUUGUUCAAAUUACUCAAUAAAGGAUAAAAGGGAAAAAGGUCCAAAUUUGUACUUAUUAUUAUAUUAUAUGUGAAAUUUCUCAA
This is a messenger RNA of Lycium ferocissimum, 662 nucleotides long. Its product is annotated as probable E3 ubiquitin-protein ligase RHY1A. Lineage: Eukaryota; Viridiplantae; Streptophyta; Magnoliopsida; Solanales; Solanaceae. Gene Ontology annotation, molecular function: ubiquitin protein ligase activity. The transcript is spliced from 3 exons. Bases 135 to 599 code for a protein of 154 amino acids. The record is from RefSeq and is a predicted model, not a curated record. Gene Ontology annotation, biological process: ubiquitin-dependent protein catabolic process.